AUGAACUUCCUUCAGGAUGUCCGCAAGCGACUGCCCACAGCGCAAAGGAUGCCUUCAUACGAUGAUCUGUCAAAGAGUGCAGAGAAGAUGACCCCGAGGUUAGCCUUCUUCCGUCGACGCAUACGCCUAAGAGAGAACUCGCGCAUCUCAAUACCUCUGGGCCUGGUCUUGCUUUUCCCAUGCUUGAUUGUAAUAUUAAUACUGCUGCUCUUCGUGCGGCACCCUACCGAGGCUGGCAGGAUACUCAUGCCCGCCGGCGCACCUCCAUCCAUUAGAAAAAUCAGCGAGAAACAUGACAAGGUCUUCGUCACAGGUUGUCAAGAUCCUGCCCUUGAGACAAACCAACCGCGCGCCAACGCCGCUUUCGUCGUCCUCGCCCGCAACAAGGAGCUCGAAGGUGUGCUCCAGUCGCUCAAGUCGGUUGAGAGACACUUUAACAGAUGGUUCCACUACCCAUACGUCUUCCUGAACGACGGCGAUUUCAACUCGACCUUUAAAGAUGAGGUCCGUAAGCACGUCAGCGCGAACGUCGAGUUCGGCAAGAUCGAUUCCUCCAUGUGGGGAUUCCCUGACUGGGUCGACCACAACGUGGCCAAGGAGGGCAUCAGGAAGCAGGGUGAUGCCGCCAUCAUGUACGGUGGUAUGGAGAGUUAUCACCACAUGUGUAGAUUCUACUCUGGGUAUGCCUGCAGUCCGUUUCGAAGAGUUGAGCCUGUGCUGACGUCUACAGCNUUCUUCUACAAGCACGAACUUCUACAGAAGUACGACUGGUACUGGCGUGUUGAGCCCGAGAUCAAGUACUUCUGCGAUAUCACNCUAGUAUGUUUCAACAGAGCACAUGCUUCUGAACGUGGCUUGCUAACCUCUCUUAGUGAUCCUUUCGUUCAUAUGGAGCGUAACAACAAGACCUAUGGAUUCACUAUUGCAGUCAAGGAACUCAAGGAAACAGUGCCGAAUAUCUUCAGAUAUGCUUCGGCCUACAAGCGAGUUAACAACAUCACCUCGACUGGUCUCUGGGAGAUGUUCCUGGAGCCAAAGCCCGAGAAGCCGGCAGAUGAAUUGCCCAAGGACGACCCCAAGUACAAGAAGCCUCUUCCUGAAGACAUUCUCCGAACAGAACCUGGCGCAGGCACUAUCCCCGAUGUAGAUCCCGAGUCCAUGGAGGGCGAGACCUACAACAUGUGCCAUUUCUGGAGUAACUUUGAGAUUGCCAGACUUGACUGGUUCCGAAGCAAGGAGUACGAGGAUUUCUUCCAGAUGAUGGAUCGUAGUGGAGGCUUCUGGAUGGAAAGAAUUCACUACUUCCGCGACAUCGGCUAUCGUCACACAACAAUCGCACACUGUCCAGCAAACGCAAAGGCUCGCCAGGAGCCUCGCCAACCUUACCUUGAGAUGACAACAACAGACGAAAAGAAGAGAAUCGAGGAAGAUGCAUACUGGGAGGAGUGGGACGAAGAGAAGGAAAACGGUGUUGGCUGCAGAUGCAGAUGUGAUCCCGAAGUCCCGGAGGUCGAGCUCAAAGAAGGCAGUUGUCUGCCCAACUGGGUAGAUGUGGCGGGAGGUUGGAUCACUCCCGGGCCGCCAGCAUGA
Molecule: messenger RNA, 1590 nt
Organism: Aureobasidium musti
Lineage: Eukaryota; Fungi; Ascomycota; Dothideomycetes; Dothideales; Saccotheciaceae
Source: the annotation of a GenBank genome assembly